Messenger RNA from Dracunculus medinensis (Guinea worm), 642 nucleotides. The record is from the annotation of a GenBank genome assembly. Lineage: Eukaryota; Metazoa; Nematoda; Chromadorea; Rhabditida; Dracunculidae.
AUGUCUGCUUAUUCAUCAACUACCACAGGUCAUCAUUAUAAUCUUGCACAACAAAAUGUAUAUGUACGCGAAAAUUCUGGCGAUUCUGAAAUUGUUUCUCUUUCUUCAAAAAGAAAUGAUCAUAAAUUAAUUGAUGCAUUUCGAGAACGACUGAAUUUUCGUUCGCAUCGAGAUUCACCACAUUCCUCAACGAUUGACGUUGAUAUGCUCGAGGAAGAUCUUGGUUAUCCACCGACAUGUGAUGACCCUCCUCCAGAUUGUGAAAAUUCACUUUAUUUGGACUCUGCUCAUAAUUCAGAUUUCCGUUCUCGCUCACGUUCCGAUGCGGCGUCACAUUCAUUUGGAACAAUUGUACUAUUUCCUAAUCGGUCCACUUCUGAGAAUGCAUCACUGCGAACUGUACAUCGUGUUCGCGCUGAGCGGCAUAGUAUCUGUUCAAGUGGUUUGGACGAUAUUUGUGAAACAAAACCAUCAACUGAUCAAACAUGGACUUCGACUUCCUUUCCAAAAGCACCGCAUCAUGAUAAUUUAUAUAUUGAUACGAAACUUGCAAAUGAAAAUAUUGCUCACCGGCGACGCAAUAUAAAUCAAACAGCAUUGCCACUUCCAUCUGGAGCUUCACAUUCAUUUCCUGUUGUAUGA